Cylicostephanus goldi is the source of this 300-nucleotide messenger RNA. Lineage: Eukaryota; Metazoa; Nematoda; Chromadorea; Rhabditida; Strongylidae. The record is from the annotation of a GenBank genome assembly.
AUGGCGAUGCCUGCGGCACCCGGACCAAUGGGAUCCAUGGGCUCCAUGGGACAAGGAGGUAACAACGGAACUCCGGGUACGCCUGGACAAGACGGACUCCGCGGGCCACCCGGGCCACCCGGACAACCUGGACCUCCUGGUAAUCCUGGAAGCGAUGGAAGGCCCGGAGAGAAUGGAAGCGCAGGAACUCCUGGUUCUGACGGUAACUACUGUCCUUGUCCUCCACGCUCUACCGCAUACGUCACCACUCCCUAUAGAAAGGUGGCCGUCGCUGUCAAGAAGGUUGUUAAGAAGCUGUAA